AUGAGUGCUUUUCGACCUGCGAAAGCGAAGGCGCUCGUGCUAGCGAUGCUCACUUUGAUUUUAGUGUGCACUGUAUACUUUUACUGGUCUCCAACAACUGCGUCCUCCACUGUACCCCUAGUCCCAAACACAGCAUUUGAGGUCCCCCUCACAGAACGCCAGAAGGACUUUUGGAAAGCCCUUCGACCCAUAAUUGAACGCCACCGGCCGAAUUGCCCUUCCCCGGAAAAGCGAGGCGAUGUCGAAGCCCAACACUUCGACCCCACAAAAGACCAGCCAAGACCCGACCUAACGGGCCUGAGCGAGGAGAAUGUACGCAAGAUGGAGGAAGCCCACGCGGCCUUCAUCGAGGAUGUCAAGAAUGCAGACAAGCAGUUAAAGCCGAUUCAUACCCCAGGUAAGCGAGGACUGGUAUCGACAGCUGGCGCUACGUACCUCCCCGUUUUCGUCUCAUCGCUGCGGAUGCUCCGCCGCGCGGGGUCAAAGUUGCCGGUCGAACUCUACAUGAAGGAUGCCACCGAACACGAGAAACAUAUUUGUAAAGAUGUGCUUCCCAAACUCGAUGCGCGGUGCUUGAUCCUGGCUGAUGUGGUGGGUAAAAACAUCAUUGAACACUAUCAACUCAAGAUCUUCGCUGUUCUUUUCUCAUCCUUUGAAGAGAUUGUUUGGAUGGAUGCCGACUGCUUCCCUCUUGGCAAACCCGAGGACCUGCUUGACUCUGAGCCAUUUAAAACCAAUGGUCUUGUCACAUGGCCCGACUUCUGGGCCUCUUCCGCAUCUCCGUUGUACUACAAAAUUUCACGCCAAGAGGCACCAUCCAUGGCUGCUAGACAGUCAUCAGAAACCGGCGUAUUCUUAGUCUCAAAGAAAACCCAUUCUCUAGCUCUUUUGCUGGCUACAUACUAUAACUUUUAUGGCCCCUCGCAUUAUUUCCGCUUGCUGAGUCAAGGAGCUCCUGGCGAGGGAGACAAGGAAACCUUUAUCCAUGCUGCCUCAGCUGUAGGCGCGCGGUUCUACACUGUCAGUGAGAGGGUGCAAGCCAUCGGACAUGCGAAUGCAGGUGGACUCUCCGGAUCAGCUAUGGCCCAGUCAGAUCCGCGGGAGGACUUUGCCUUGAUUCAGCAGGAUAAGCGGCGUGUAAAAGAUGAGUCCGUUGCCCCCGCACCGCACAUCUUCUUCAUCCACGCAAACUAUCCCAAGUUUAACCCCGGUGACCGCAUUUUCGGCAUGGGAUGGGAAACAACCCCUACCUUGAAGGAGGACGGUUCGGAUGGACGUGCCUGGACGGCACCCCCGGAGACCAUCAAGCGAUUUGGAUACGAUGUCGAAAGGGCUUACUGGGAGGAGAUCAAAUGGGUGAGCUGCGAGCUCGAAACAGCGUUCAAAACGUGGGAGAACAAACUAGGCUUGUGCCAGAGAGUCGAGGAAUAUUGGGGCCAUGUCUUUGCUGAGCCACAUGACGAUGACCCCAAGUUUACUUUAGAUGGCUGA
Molecule: messenger RNA, 1491 nt
Organism: Penicillium coprophilum
Lineage: Eukaryota; Fungi; Ascomycota; Eurotiomycetes; Eurotiales; Aspergillaceae
Product: alpha-mannosyltransferase
Exons: 1
Coding region: 1-1491 (496 amino acids)
Biological process (GO): mannan biosynthetic process
Cellular component (GO): Golgi apparatus
Molecular function (GO): alpha-1,2-mannosyltransferase activity
Source: RefSeq, a predicted model, not a curated record